Ricinus communis (castor bean) is the source of this 1168-nucleotide messenger RNA. Its product is annotated as tropinone reductase-like 1. The transcript has 2 exons. The record is from RefSeq and is a predicted model, not a curated record. Bases 167 to 1003 code for a protein of 278 amino acids. Lineage: Eukaryota; Viridiplantae; Streptophyta; Magnoliopsida; Malpighiales; Euphorbiaceae. Gene Ontology annotation, molecular function: oxidoreductase activity.
UUUCUUGAGCAAAGGUUAAGAAAUGAAUUGUAAUAUCAAUAAUAAUUUCUUAACAAGUGCUACAAUUUUUGUCCUAUUUAAAUGCCAAUUAGCAUUGAAAGGAAAGCACAAUUCAGUAAGUCAAGCCUGAUACUUCAUUAAUUGUUCCCAAGUUUUCCAGAAAGAAAUGGGUGAGGCUUCUGGAGUAGUUUCUCAUAAAAGGUUAGAAGGCAAAGUAGCAAUUAUCACUGGUGGUGCUAGUGGAAUUGGAGCAGCAACAGUGCACUUAUUCCAUGAAAACGGAGCAAAGAUUGUCCUGGCAGAUAUCAAAGACAGCCUAGGCCAAGAAAUAGCUAAUAGGCUUGGAGAAAAUGUUACCUACAUCCAUUGUGAUGUAUCAAAUGAAGAUGAUAUGAUCAACCUUGUCGAUACAACCAUGGCGAAACAUGGAAAACUUGAUAUCAUGUAUAACAAUGCAGGUGUCAUGGACCGCAGUUUAGGAAGUAUUUUAGACACUAAGAAAUCAGAACUAGAUUUGAUGCUCAAGGUUAACUUAGGUGGUGCAUUUUUAGGAGCUAAACAUGCAGCUAGAGUCAUGAUACCGCAGCGAAAAGGUUGCAUACUAUUCACUGCUAGUGCUUGUACAUCCAUUGCAGGACUUUCCACUCAUUCUUAUGCAGCAUCAAAGUAUGGAAUUUGGGGUCUGGCCAAGAACUUGGCAUCUGAGCUUGGCGAAUAUGGUAUCAGAGUCAACUGCGUUUCGCCUUACGGAUUGAUUAGUGGGAUGACCCCUGUUACUGAUCCUGCUUUGCUACAAAUGGCAGAAGGGAUAUUAAGCAAGGCCGGCAAUUUAAGGGGGCAAACACUUAGGGCAGAUGGUAUUGCUAAGGCUGCGCUUUAUUUGGCUAGUGAUGAAGCAUAUUAUGUUAGUGGGUUAAAUCUUGUGGUGGAUGGAGGAUUUAGUGUUGUGAAUCCUACCAUUAUGAAGGCUUCUAUCCAUCAACAAUAUGAGAAAGUAGAAUAAGUAGUCAUUCCAUAAAUUUUAGUGAUCAAAUAUUACUUUGUGCUGAAAUAAUUACGAGUUUGUGUAUGAUUCUUUUUUGCUUGUAUGUUUAUGAUAGUAUUUUAAUCUAAUGUUACACCAUUAUAUGUGGUUUUUGCUUUAUAAAAAAAUUUCAAAUUUAGAGAA